Molecule: messenger RNA, 366 nt
Organism: Paramuricea clavata
Lineage: Eukaryota; Metazoa; Cnidaria; Anthozoa; Malacalcyonacea; Plexauridae
Source: the annotation of a GenBank genome assembly
AUGGAAGCCUGUCAAAGUAGUGGUUCCAAUCAUCCCAUUUGCCCAACACAUCAGAGAUUGGCCAAAGUACGUGUGAUAAAAGAUAAAAUGAAAGAUAAUUAUGGAAGACCCUUCUUCACGUGUUCUGAUCGACAUGAUCCUUGCAACUUUUGGCAAUGGGGAGACAUUUACGAAAGCCCUCGACCACGCUGCAAGCACGGGAUGGUAUGCACCGUACAUAAAGUGAAAAAAGAAGGACCCACCCAGAACCGCCUGUUUUACUGUUGCCCUCAGAUAGACAGCUGUGGAUUUUUCGAAUGGAAAGAGAUCGAACCUCGUGUGACCAAGACUGGCUUCGUCCUAUUCAGUGAUCCGCUAGAAUAUUGA